Phaedon cochleariae (mustard beetle) is the source of this 811-nucleotide messenger RNA. The record is from the annotation of a GenBank genome assembly. Lineage: Eukaryota; Metazoa; Arthropoda; Insecta; Coleoptera; Chrysomelidae.
CCUUGCGGUGCCAAUUCCACCAGUAAUGUCAAUGUUCAAAACAAAAAUUUUGGAUUUUGGAAAAUAAACCAAAUAAAUGAGAAAAGAAUAAAAUAAACAAUAAUUACCACUAGUUAGCCAUCAUUGUUUGGAAAUAAUUUUCCAUUUUGCCAACAAAAUGAUGAACAUUUUGUUGCAACAACAACAGCAGCAGCAGCAUCAACAACAACAGCAACAACAGAAUCCUCAGCAGCAAGUUGUGCAGCAACAAGCCCAACAACAGCAGCCCCAACAGCCUUUUGAUAACAUUUCUAAAAUCAAAUCAUUAGUUGGACCUUUAAGAGAAUCUCUAUCAAAUACUAUUAAAACUGCUGCCCAGACUUUAAACCAAAAUAGUCAAGUUGAUGGUGGUUCACAGAAGGGCAUUGACAUACAAAUACCAAGGUUUGAUAAGAACCUGGAAGAGUUCUAUUCCAUAUGUGAUCAAAUUGAACUACAUUUGAAAACGUCCCUCAAAUGCUUGUCACAGCAGGAGAGCAGCAACCGCUAUUUACCGUUAGCUGUGGCCCCUACUAGGAGCGAAAGCCUCAGCCUCAACGACAACACGCUGACUUACCCCCAAUUUUUGGCCACCGCCAACGCCCAAGUUUCCUAUACCAAAGAGAUCCACGACACGCUGGUGGCGGCUGCCCAAAAUAUUUCGCCCUCAGAUUGACGACACCAGCAUCUCUAUUGAAAAAAAAAAUACUGUUUUACUUUGUUAGCUUAAGUUUUUUUUUACCGUAAUAAUGUACCAGCCUAUAUUAAAGACACAAAAGCACUUUUUAUUUCA